AUGGACGUGUAUGCCCCGCACCGGCUGGGGCUACUCCGCGGGCGGUUCCCCGGCGGCCCCGGCCGCGGGUCGCCCUCCGUCAGCUGCAGCCGACUCCGCCAGGUUCAGAGCAUCUUGACCCAGAGCAGCAAGUCUCAACCCGAUGGGAUCCUCUGCAUCCUAGGAAUCGAUAGCAGGUACAAUGAAGGCUGCAGAGAGCUGGCAAAUUAUCUUCUGUUUGGUUUGUACAAUCAGAAUGCAAGUGAUUUUGAGAAAACAGGGUUUUCUGAAGAAGUUCUAGAUGAUGUAAUUAUAUUGGUAAAAUCAGAUAGUGUCCAUCUGUACUGUAAUCCUGUAAACUAUCGCUAUCUCUUACCCUAUGUGGCACAUUGGAGAAAUCUGCAUUUCCAUUGCAUGACCGAAAAUGAGUAUGAAGAUGAGGAAGCUGCAGAAGAAUUUAAAAUUGCCAGCUUUGUGGACAUGGUUCGAGACUGUAGUAGAAUUGGCAUUCCUUACAGCUCCCAAGGUCACUUGCAGAUAUUUGAUAUGUUUGUAGUAGAGAAGUGGCCAAUUGUACAGGCCUUUGCACUUGAGGGCAUUGGAGGGGAUGGAUUUUUUACCAUGAAAUAUGAGCUGCAGGAUGUGAGUUUGAAUCUAUGGAAUGUCUACAGCAAGAUGGAUCCUAUGUCUCUGGAGAGUUUGCUUUCAGAAGAUUUGGUGGCUUUUGAACAUCAGUGGACUAGCUUCUUUGCUAAUUUUGAUACAGAAAUUCCUUUCCUGCUGGAACUUUCUGAAUCUCAAGCGGGUGAGCCAUUCAGAAGUUACUUCAGUCAUGGAAUGAUCUCCAGCCAUAUAACUGAAAACAGCCCUAAUAGGCAGCCAUUCGUUCUCUUUGGUAAUCACUCCACACGAGAAAACCUGAAUGCUGGCAACUUUAACUUCCCUUCUGAAGGGCACCUGGUACGCAGCACUGGUCCCAGUGGGAGCUUUGCCAAACACAUGGUAGUACAGUGCGUCUCACCGAAGGGGCCCCUUGCCUGUUCAAGAACAUACUUUUUUGGAGCUACCCACGUUCCUUACUUGGGUGAUGAGAGUAAGCUGCCCAAGAAAACUGAACAAAUUAGGCUCUUGUCCCAGGUGUAUGCUGCUGUUAUUGAGGCUGUUUUGGCUGGCAUUGCAUGUUAUGCUAAAACUUCCAGUCUAACAAAGGCCAAGGAGGUAGCUGAGCAGACCCUGGGAUCCGGGUUAGAUUCCUUUGAUUUGACACAGUUUAAGGCAGGCCUACGCUCCAAGAUGACUUUUCAUAUACAUGCUGUGAAUAAUCACGGAAGGAUUGUGCCUCUGGACAGUGAAGAUAGCUUAUAUUUCGUGAAGACGGCUUGUAUGACUGUCUAUGACAUUCCUGACUUGCUGGGAGGAAGGGGGUGCUUAGGGUCUGUGGUCUUCUCAGAAUCCUUUUUGACAUCUCAGAUCUUGGUUAAAGAAAAGGAUGGCACUGUUACCACAGAAACCAGCUCCAUAGUCCUGACAGCCGCCAUACCCAGAUUCUGCUCCUGGCUGGUAGAAGAUAAUGAAGUAAAAUUGUCUGAGAAAACUCAACAAGCAGUUAAGGGGGAUGCCUGUUUCCUGGGCACUUUUCUAACAGGAGGAGAAGGAGCAUAUCUUUAUUCCAGCAACCCACACUCCUGGCCUGAGGAAGGGAAAGUGCAUUUCUUCUCUAGUGGUCUUCUGUUUUCUCACCGUCAUCACGGAAGUAUCAUCCUUUCCAAGGAUCACAUGAAUUCCAUUUUAUUCUAUGAUGGGGAUUCCACCAGUGUUGUUGCUGCCCUUCUGAUUGAGUUCAAAAGUUCUCUGCUUCCUCAUCUCCCAGUUCAUUUCCAUGGAUCAAGCAAUUUUCUGAUGAUUGCCCUUUUCCCCAGAUCAAAGAUAUACCAAGCAUUUUACUCAGAGGUCUUCUCCCCCUGGCAACAGCAGGCUAACUCAGGGCUGUCUUUAAAAGUGAUCCAGGAAGAUGGAUUAUCUGUGGAACAAAAGAGAUUACACUCCAGUGCGCAGAAGCUCUUCAGUGUCCUGAGCCAUUCUGCUGGGGAGAAACGGAGCCCUCUAAAGCUACUCCCAGCCAAACUCCCAGAGCUGGACUGGUUUCUUCAGCAUUUUGCCAUCAGCAGCAUUAGUCGAGAGCCUGUGAUGAGGACCCAUCUCCCAGUCCUGCUACAGCAAGCUGAAAUCAACCCUUCUCACCGAGUAGAAAAUGACAAGGUAACUAUCAGCAUUGUAACUGGCCUCCCAGGCUGUCAUGCUAGCGAGCUCUGUGCUUUCCUGGUCACUCUGCAUAAGGAAUAUGGCAGGUGGAUGGUAUACCGCCAAAUCAUGGACAGCUCCGAAUGUUUUCAUGCUGCCCACUUCCAGAGAUACCUUUCCAGUGUCCUGGAGGCCCAGAAGAACCGCUCUGCCCGCCAGUCAGCCUACAUCCGCAAGAAGAUUCGACUGCUAGUGGUGUUGCAAGGCUACACAGAUGUCAUUGAUGUUGUCCAGGCCCUGCAGACCCAUCCAGACUCAAAUGUCAAGUCCUCCUUCACCAUUGGUGCCAUCACGGUGUGUGUGGAGCCCCUGAGCUGCUACAUGGACCACAGAUUUCUCUUUCCUAAAUGUCUUGACCAGUGUUCACAAGGCCUGGUGAGUAAUGUGGUAUUCACCAGUCACACCACGGAGCAGAGGCACCCUCUCCUUGUCCAGCUGCAGACCCUCAUCAGGGCUGCCAAUCCUACUGCAGCCUUCAUUCUUGCAGAAAAUGGGAUUGUCACCAGGAAUGAAGACAUUGAGCUGAUUCUCUCAGAAAAUAGUUUUUCAAGUCCUCAGAUGCUGCGAUCUCGAUAUUUAAUGUACCCCGGCUGGUAUGAAGGUAAAUUUGAUGCUGGAUCAGUUCCACUAAUGGUUCAGAUCUGCGUAUGGUUUGGUCGUCCUUUGGAGAAGACUCGUUUUGUGGCCAAGUGUAAAGCAAUUCAGUCUUCCAUCAAGCCAAGUCCCUUCUCUGGAAACAUCUACCACAUCCUGGGCAAAGUGAAGUUUUCAGACUCUGAGAGGACCAUGGAGGUCUGCCACAACACUCUGGCCAAUUCCUUGAGCAUCGUCCCAGUUUUAGAAGGACCCUCGCCACCACCCGAUUCCCGAAGCACACCUCAGGACAGCAACGGGCAGCAGGAGAGCUACCUCGUGUUCAUUGGCUGCUCCCUGAAGGAAGAAAGCAUCAAGGACUGGCUGCGGCAGUCAGCUAAGCAGAAGCCUCAGAGGAAAGCCCUGAAGACCAGGGGGAUGCUGACCCAGCAGGAGAUCAGGAACAUCCAUGUGAAACGCCACCUGGACCCCCUGCCUGCAGGCUACUUUUACAAUGGCACCCAGUUUGUCAACUUCUUUGGUGACAAGACUGAUUUUCACCCACUCAUGGACCAGUUCAUGAAUGACUACGUGGAAGAAGCCAACCGGGAAAUCGAGAAGUAUAACCGGGAGCUGGAGCAGCAGGAGUAUCACGACCUCUUUGAGCAGAGGCCCUAGGGGAAGGCUGUGCCGUGCAUCCUGCAGAACGUCCACCCUGGAGGUGGAUGUUUAGAAAUGGGGUUACUUAACCUCAGCUCUCCCAGAGGCCCCUCCCUAAAGGGGCUGUCUUUGUUCUCCUUGGCCUUUGUGUGCUGGCUUGAGUGCAUGUUGUCUUUAUUCUCUAUACAGCGCUGAAGAGCAUCACCUGCACCACUAAUGGGGGGGAGGGGGGUACUCGUGGAGCAAGAGCCGAUAGGGACUGCCCUGCCCUGUGUGUGGGGCUGGCAGUGCAAAACCUCUGGGUCUUUGGUAACAGUAUCUCCUAUGGGCUGCUGAGACACUGUGACAGUGGGGAGAAGCAUUUGGGUUACACAAAGGAGCUGUUGGGAUGCAGAAGGAACCCUGGCUGCCCAAACUGUGGCCGUGCCUGGGGGCCAAGCCACCGCAGGCCUCACACACUGCCCCAGGAGAGCCUGUCCCCAGUGGAGUGCCUGCCUUUCUGUUUAGGCCACUUGCAUUGAAGGAGCUGGCCCUGUUGGCCCUGGGCCCAGUCCUGGAGGGAGCAGCUCAAGCUCUGCUCAAGCUCAGCCCACUGAGCCAGCAGCUUGGGCUGAGAUCAACAGUCUGUUCUAAGAUAAGGGGAUGUCCCUUACAGACUAAACUGAGGGGAAAGGCGUGUUGCUUUCCAGAAGCAUGUGGCUUUUGAAUUCGCAAGCAGUUUCCCUGGAGGUCGGUGCUCAGCUCCCCUCGUGGUAUCCCUCUACUUUGCCUCAUUCGGGGGCAAGAGCAAACCUGCUGCUUCAGCCUCCCUGCUGAUGCUUUGCCUCACUUUUGAGGAGAGCAUCCUGCAUGCAACUGCUUUGUCUUAGCCCCAGAGCUAUGAUCAUUUAUGGGGCAUCCCCGAAGGGGGCUCACUCUCCAGACCUAGCCCUCUCCUCGGCCAUGCCAGGGAAGGCCUGGUUUUCAGCCACAAACUUCAGGAAACUUAUGUCCCCAAGCAUUGUUGCUGGCCCUGGACUUGCUUGGUUCCUGAGGACCAGGAGUUUCAAAGAGUUCCAAUAUCCAACUUAGAACUUCUUCCGGUGGCUUUGUUUUCAGCUGGACCACAAAGCAGAGGGGUAUUACAAAUGCAUCCCAUGCCUAACUUCCAGAAUUAGUAUGUGGGAGGGGGGCGGUCACAGGCACUGAUGUUUGGGUGAUGUCUUUUAGGACUUCAGCGCCUCAGCUGCCUAGAUUGUAAAUGCUUUCUGAAUUUCACUUUUUUUUUUUUUUUUUUGCAUGCCUUAGGAA
Messenger RNA from Lynx canadensis (Canada lynx), 4803 nucleotides. RefSeq names its product chromosome A3 C20orf194 homolog (gene DNAAF9). The record is from RefSeq and is a predicted model, not a curated record. NCBI's taxonomy places the organism in Eukaryota, Metazoa, Chordata, Mammalia, Carnivora, Felidae.